UCACACACACACACACACACACACACACACAGCAAGAUCUCCUCUCUCAUGCGGGACGUAAGCGAACCAUCAGCUUCUCCAUUUUUCCAAUCUGUCCAGGCUGGGUCAUCAUGAGGGUGGUGUCAUCAGACAGCGGCUCCGUCACUGUGGCAAACACAGAAUACACAGACGAGACGGAGAGUGCAGAGACCAGUGACCACACCGAGUUCUGGAGAGGAGACCCGUCAGUGCGCAGACUCGCUGCAGUGCCCUCUGGCGGCCGCUGGCGGUGGUGCGCAGGUAUCGCCGGUUCUGUGGCGGCUCUGAUGCUGCUCCUGCUGAUCAUCACUGUAUCUGUGAACCAUGUGAAAUUUAACAGGAAGUUUUCAGCUACAGAGGUGAGAAUACAGAAUCUGACGCAAAUAAUCCUGAACGUCAUUAGCAGAACUCAGGAGCUGGAGCAAUUCGGACAUAAAAUAAAUGCGGAUGUGAGCAGUCUGGAGUUUGACCAGAGGAUGACGGAGACCUCCAUGAAUAAUCUGCUUGAGUCGGCACAGGCUCUCCAUGACAAAGUUUCAGAGCUCAAAUGCCACAUCGACAAGAUGAGAAACAACAACACACAGGAGCUGUGCUGUCCUGACCAAUGGUCCCUGUUCUCCUCCAACUGUUAUUUCUUCUCUACUGAUGGGAUGUCCUGGGACUCAGCCAGAGACGAGUGUGAGAGGAAGAGAGCAAAGUUACUGAUCCUAACCAGCAAACUGGAGAAGAGUUUCGUGGUCAGCAAGACCAAGCCUCUCUUCUACUGGUUGGGUUUGACUGACGGCCGGACGGGUGAGUGGGAAUGGCUGGAUGAGACGCCGUACGAGAUGGUCAGGAGUGAAUGGAGGCCUGGUCAGCCGGAUAACUGGAAGGCUCAUGGUUUGGGAGGAGGUGAAGACUGCGCUCACUUUCACCAUGACGGACGCUAUAAUGACGACCACUGCUCUCGACACUACAGAUACAUCUGUAAAGCUGCAGCCUCGGCCAUCUGACACAAUACACACACACAUACACAGAUGCAUGCACAUACAAACAUAUGCAUGCACACAUACACACAUAGACAAACACAAAUAAGCAUGCACACAUACACAAACACACGAAUAUGCUUGCACACACAAACAGACACACAUAUGCACGCACGCAUAGACACAAAAGCAUGCACACAUACACAAACACAUAUGUAUGCGCACACACAAACACACAUAUGCAUGCACACAUACUACUGACAUAGACAGGUACACACAUAUGCAUUGCACAUACACAAACACACACA
Danio rerio (zebrafish) is the source of this 1291-nucleotide messenger RNA. The record is from RefSeq and is a predicted model, not a curated record. Lineage: Eukaryota; Metazoa; Chordata; Actinopteri; Cypriniformes; Danionidae.